AGCUUAUCUCUUGACUGGUAACCAGCAUGGAAAGAAAAGUACUCGCAAUGCAGGCAAGGAAGAAGAGGACAAAGCCCAGGAAACCUGGCAAAAAGUAAACCAGAGCCUCAUGGUCGUGGAGGCGGCUCUCAGCCGGGUCAGAUGGACUCUCCCCUCCCAGAGCAGGAUGAAGAGAUCCUGGGCUCUGAUGACGACGAGCAGGAGGACCCCAAUGACUACUGCAAGGGUGGAUAUCACCACGUGAAAAUUGGAGAUCUGUUCAACGGGAGAUACCAUGUGAUCCGUAAGCUGGGCUGGGGCCACUUUUCCACUGUGUGGUUGGCCUGGGACAUCCAGGAGAAACGCUUUGUGGCCAUGAAGGUUGUAAAAAGUGCUGAGCAUUACACAGAGACGGCUCUGGAUGAGAUCAAGCUGCUCAAAUCUGUGAGAAACACGGAUCCCAGUGACCCCAGCAGAGAGAAAGUGGUGCAGCUUUUAGAUGACUUCAAAAUUUCCGGCAUGAAUGGCACUCAUGUGUGCAUGGUAUUUGAGGUACUGGGAUAUCACCUACUAAAGUGGAUCAUCAAAUCAAAUUAUCAAGGUCUGCCCCUGCCCUGUGUGAAAAGCAUCAUCCGACAGGUCCUGCAGGGUUUGGACUACCUCCACACCAAAUGUAAGAUCAUCCACACAGACAUCAAACCGGAGAACAUCCUGCUGACUGUCAACGAGCCCUACGUCAAGAAAAUGGCUGCCGAAGCUACGCAGUGGCAGAAGACCGGUGCUGCGCCUCCCUCGGGUUCUGCAGUGAGCACAGCUCCACCACCCAAACCAUUGGCCAAAAUGUCAAAGAACAAAAAGAAAAAGAUGAAGAAGAAGCAAAAGAAGCAGGCAGAGCUGCUGGAGAAGAGGAUCCAGGAGAUGGAGGGAGGAGCAACACCUGAAGGAGGUGAGGACGAAGAUGAUGAAGAGACGACGACAGAGACCACUGAGGAUACGACUUCCUCAGCCACCCUUUCCAUGUCUGCCACACUACAAGACAUCGCUAGCCAUACUAUCACAGACACGACUCCUGACGAGCAGCCACAACAGAUGCCAGAAGGAAAUGAACGAAGGCAGGAUGGAGCCGAAGAGGAGAACAGGAUGGAAGUGAACUACAACGGCCACACUUCCACACCGGAGAGCGAGGCCAGCCCGGAGAGCCAGGUACAUGGGACCAAGCAGUCAACCAAGGAGCAGGAGGACCAACAGAACGCAAACCAGCCAGAGAACAACACAGGGAACCACGACACAUUAAGUAAAGAAAAGAAAGAAGAGGAUCAGACCUGUAAUGGUUCACCUGGGGACCCGGACACCGACGUGCAGCAGCUCCCUGCUUCCCUCAGCCCAGACUCUGUCACUGUAGAGCUAAAGGAGGGAGACAGGGAGGAGAAGAAGGAGGAUGAGAUGGACACUCACGGCGAGACCAAAAGAGGGAAUGAAGAAGACGAUAGCCAAAAUGGGGCAUCAGGCAAUAUGUUGGUGAACCCCCUGGAUCCUCUCAAUGCUGACAAGUUGCAGGUUAAGAUCGCUGACCUCGGCAACGCCUGCUGGGUGCAUAAACAUUUCACAGAUGACAUCCAGACAAGGCAGUAUCGUUCACUUGAGGUGCUGAUAGGAGCCGGCUACAGCACGCCAGCAGACAUCUGGAGUACAGCCUGCAUGGCCUUUGAACUUGCAACUGGAGAUUAUCUCUUUGAACCCCACUCUGGAGAAGACUACUCCAGAGAUGAAGAUCACAUAGCCCUGAUCAUCGAGCUGCUAGGUAAAGUUCCUCGGAAGCUGAUCUUGGCAGGCAAAUACUCCAAGGAGUUUUUCUCCAAGAAAGGCGACCUGCGUCACAUCACAAAGCUGAAGCCGUGGGGUCUCUUUGACGUCUUGGUGGAGAAGUACGAGUGGUCCAAAGAGGAGGCCCACUCCUUCAGCAGCUUCCUCCUGCCCAUGCUGGACCUGGUGCCUGAAAGGAGGGCCACAGCGGCCCAAUGCCUCUCCCAUCCAUGGCUCACGUCCUAGAGGCCACCCGUGCACAUGACCACCCCUCACAUUGUGAAAGGGAUAAAUUGGGUUUGAAGAUCCUGGGCUUGAAAAGAUACAGUAAACAAACACAUUCAUGUCUGCAAGAGCCUGUGACUGCAUCGUGCCUGCAUCCACCUGUCAUGGCUGUCUGAGGCUACCUACACACACUUGCAAACAUCUUAACAAUGAAAAGAGAGACUGCUGCUGAGUCUUUGUCCUGUUAUGGACUACACUGGCUAUAGAAGGAACUCGAAGUCUUAUCCUUAUAUUUCUGGCUCUUUUUUUUCUUUUUGUUGCUACUUGCCGCAUAGGGCCUAUUGACUUUGCUUUCCCUUUUUUUUCUUCUGAGUCCAGCUAUUUAUCUGCAGCACAUUAUUCUCCAUACUUCUAUCUAUAGUUAAUGGACUCUGUAUGAUUUAAAAGGAAAUUGCACUUGUCUACAAAUCCAGAAGAAGGCAGGAUUUUAACAGAAACAUAAAGAUUGCCAUCGAAAUUACAUGCUGUUGUCCUUUCAGGCAGUGAUUAUCAUUCGAUCCGUUUGCCAGUCAUCUUGUUAGCCGUGCCAACUUUUAUGCCUUUGGCUGUCAACUGUGUGCAAAGUGCUUAAUAAAUGCAUAAUGCUACCAGGCAUGGAGAGCAACUAGUAACCUUUAUAGCACUGUUAAGUUAGCUUUAUUCUUAAAAACUUUUGUACAUUUGUAUACAGACAGCACUAAAGGAUUAGGGAGCAUAUAUUUCAUACAUCUUAGCUUUGUGCGCCAAGUUUGGAGAGAGACUCAUCCAAAAUCACACCCUGUUGUCUUUUUGGGCUUUUUUUUUCAGUAGAACCAAACAAACUUUUUUUUUUGGUAGUUUGGAAAAAAAAACUGGUACAGUAUGAUGUGAAUAAAAUUUCAGAAUCCUUUACUUCAUGCAGUAGUUGGGAAAAGUAUAUGCGAAUCCACAUUGUGUGUGUACAGUACAGUGUACCAAAGAGCUCUCUCCCUCUCUGCAGCAUUAGCUUUGCACAGUUUCUGGAAGAGACUGUCAGCAGUGAAGACUGAAGGCAGAAGCUGUAAGAUUUAAGUUUUGGGGUUUUUUUUUUUUUGGUUUGUUUGUUGUUUUACACAUUUUAGAAAUGUCUUGAAGAAUGUUCAGGUGAUUUCCAGCUGUGUGAAAGUUUAGUUUCAAGUGUUUCCACCACACAUGGAGGUCUUGGAUUUGAAAAUAAUAGAUUGUACUAAAUAUAGAUGCUGUUAUAAUGUUAUGAAUCCUCUCGAAACCAUUUUGCUUAUUUUUCUACAAAAUCUCUUCUGUCCACGUCUCUGCUCUUCAUUUGGUUGUCAGUUUUUUUUCCUGUAGGAAUAAGAAUAAACAUUUUUCAAAAUUUA
This is a messenger RNA of Toxotes jaculatrix (banded archerfish), 3401 nucleotides long. RefSeq names its product SRSF protein kinase 1b (gene srpk1b). Gene Ontology annotation, molecular function: protein kinase activity; ATP binding. The record is from RefSeq and is a predicted model, not a curated record. Gene Ontology annotation, biological process: regulation of mRNA processing; spliceosomal complex assembly; protein phosphorylation. The transcript is spliced from 16 exons. NCBI's taxonomy places the organism in Eukaryota, Metazoa, Chordata, Actinopteri, Toxotidae. The coding region runs from base 142 to 2028 and encodes 628 amino acids.